UUCGGGUUUAUCGCGAAUCGUGACAGCGAAGAAGGCGCCUUCUCCUCGCACAUACUCUACACUGAGAACGUCUAAUCAUUUAUUAGUAUGCCAUUGAUGUUGUGACGUGUUAUAUAUAUUUUUUUAGACAAUAUAUUCGGCGAGACGCGUGCGCUGCAAAAAAUACGGCAAAUAUCGCAGUAAGAAAACAUGAUGCAGGAUGAAGACUUGGGUGGUUCUGGAAGACGGAAUGUUGUCAGUCAAGGAAUAACAAGAAUAUCGCAGAUAUAUCAAAGAUACUUAGAUCUAUGGACACCCCAUGUAAUAUCAAGAUGGUUAUUUGCCCUAUUUCUAUUAGUACUUUUUAUUCUACGUGUAUUUAUCUCUCAAGGAUGGUAUAUCGUUACAUAUGCAUUAGGAAUUUAUCACCUCAAUUUAUUCAUAGCAUUCCUUACUCCAAAAAUUGAUCCUGCCAUGGAUUUUGAUGAUGGAGAUGGCCCAGAGUUACCUACAAGAUCGAAUGAGGAAUUUAGGCCAUUUAUCAGAAGAUUACCUGAAUUUAAAUUUUGGUACUCAGUAACAAAGUCUACAGUUGUUGCCAUGAUAUGUACGCUAUUUGAUUGCUUUAACAUCCCAGUAUUCUGGCCGAUACUUGUUAUGUAUUUCAUAACGUUAUUCUGUAUUACAAUGAAGCGGCAAAUAAAGCACAUGAUUAAAUAUAGAUACUUGCCUUUCACUCAUGGCAAACCAAAAUAUCAGAAUCAUGAAGAUACCUCACGGUUAACAGCGUCAAAAUGAAUAGAAUAAAAAUGUUUUGUGCCUGUGCAGGCGCGUGAGCGUGUAGAUUUCAAUUUCUUCUAGUACAGCGCAAGGAAUAUUAAUAAGAAAAGAGAAAGAACUGCAAAAGGAAAGUUCUUUUUAACGCUAUUAAAGAGGAAGGAUAUUGCCUUGUACGAAAAAUCGAGGAAGCGCAUAACUCUUGAUUAUAUAAUACACGGUAUAAUAAUUGAAUUAAUUAUAUCUUAAUAUAUUUGUAUAAUAAAACUUGUACAAAGUAUUGUUAGCUCUUAUCUCAUUAAAAAACAAAAACGACAGAAAAAGCAUAGCAAUUAAUAUUGAAUGCAGUUGUCAAUGUAAUACACUGUGAAUGAAUGUAAAAUUCUUAUACAUAUAAGAUUUUAAUUUAUAUUUAAAUCGUUUCUAACUUGUUUUCUAACUUCAGGGAGUAUCGUUUCCUGACGUGUACACAUUCCAAGUGAUUUUUUUAUAUCUUUAAGAUAAGCAGCUUUUUUUCUCAAGUUUUGUUUAGAUAUCUAAUCUGUAUUGUCAUCUUAGUUGAGAAGCAUUAGAACACAAAAUAUCCUGCCGUCCAUUUCAAAGUUAAUAUUGCAUCAUGAAGGAGAAUUGAAAUCAUAAAAUGCAAAAUGUAAGUUUAAUUUUUUACUCUCAUAAAUUAACUAAUUUUAA
This is a messenger RNA of Nylanderia fulva, 1446 nucleotides long. RefSeq names its product protein RER1. The record is from RefSeq and is a predicted model, not a curated record. Gene Ontology annotation, cellular component: Golgi membrane. Gene Ontology annotation, biological process: protein retention in ER lumen; retrograde vesicle-mediated transport, Golgi to endoplasmic reticulum. NCBI's taxonomy places the organism in Eukaryota, Metazoa, Arthropoda, Insecta, Hymenoptera, Formicidae.